This is a messenger RNA of Owenia fusiformis, 3077 nucleotides long. Lineage: Eukaryota; Metazoa; Annelida; Polychaeta; Sabellida; Oweniidae. The record is from the annotation of a GenBank genome assembly.
CUCCGCUACUCAAAGAACAAUCUCACUUCAGUUGUUGCAACUGAUUUCAUGCCAAACUCAACACUUAAAAAACUUAAUAUUAAUGAGAAUCAAGUUGUGUGGAUUGAUGGUGAUGUAUUUUCCAGGCUACCGAGAUUGGAAGAGUUAUGGCUGAGCAAGAACAGACUGAUAAAUGUGCCUACAAAUAUAUCAGCAUCUAUAGAGGGAGUGUACCUAGAAAAUAACCGCAUCCACAAUCUGGGACAUGGCAAUUUCAUCCACAAUGCCAAUUUGAAAUUCUUAAACCUCCAGCAGAACAACAUCACCAAUAUAUGUCAUGGUACCUUUAGUGGUCUGACCAGCCUCAUUACUCUAGACUUGGGAGCCAAUUACAUUUCUGACGUUAAAAAAUGCUCGUUUGAAAAUCUAACUAACUUGGAAAAAUUAGAUCUGUCAAGAAACCCUAUACGAAAGAUGGGUACUGAAUGUUUUGAGCCACUUUCAAAGUUACGAACUUUGCAAAUGUCACAUGUGCCAACUAACGCCAGAAUGUAUCCUGACAUUUUCCGUGGUGUAAGAAACUUGCAAUACCUUGACCUUUAUAAUAGCCCCAGUAUAGCCCAGGGGAUAGUCAAGUCAGCUGACUACCUCGAUACUCUUUAUUCAGUCAGGGAUCUAAACUUAAUGUACGAUGGAUUACAAACUCUACCAGAAUUUUUCCCAUCAUAUUUCCCGAACAUCCAAGUUGUGAAACUAUCAGGUAAUCCCUGGCGAUGUGACGCCAAUAUCCUUACACUCAGAAACUGGAUACGUAACCAAACCAAUGUGAACUUUUAUUUGGGGAAUGAAAUUCAAUGUAUGACCCCUGAAUGGAUGCAGGGAAAGGCAAUUUAUGAUGUAGAUGAGAAUGUUGACUUUGAUGAAGAGAAAAACACUAUACCUGAUGACUAUUAUUAUUAUGAUGAGGAGGACUUUAAAGAGGCAAUGGCUGAGAAAAACGAAAAGGAUUAUGAGACCCAGUCACAAAAUAAACCUGAGAAGGCUACAUCUAUUGCAAGUGAAAGAGAAAUAAAACCCUAUACACAAACACAAAGCCCUCAUUACAAUGGCAUAACACAUACUGAUGCAACAGAGAAUGAAAUAACCGAACCAAAUGAUUUUGAAGACAACAUAACUGAAGCAAUCCCUACAUCAAACAAUAACCAUGAUGCUGACAAUAUCAUGAGAAAUGAGGUUAUCACAGAACAACCAGUAAUCAACCCUCGCCGAGUAAAUGGAAAAGAUAUUCUCGAAAUUGACACAAAUAAAGCUGAAACAAUUGAGAGAGAGAAUGGACAAGUACAGAAGAAAACAAGUUUUAGAAUAAAUGGCUUCAAAGUAAUUGUUAAAACAUCAGAUUCAGACACUGUAAAAGUAUUAAAACAAGAUCAAAAUAACAGACAACAAAUUGUUGCAUCUCUAGAUUCAUCAAAUGAUGAGAAAAAUGAACAUUAUGAGAAAGCAAAGCAGAUAAUAUCAAAUCACCUAAUCAGAAAUAACAUCACUGUAAAAGGAACUACAAAUGUAGAAAUUAAAACUAGACCCAAGGCACCAAUUGUAAACAAACAAGAUCAAAAUAACAGACAACAAAUUGUUGCAUCUCUAGAUUCAUUGAAUGAUGAGAAAAAUGAACAUUAUGAGAAAGCUAAACAGAUAAUAUCAAAUCACCUAAUCAGAAAUAAUGUCACUGUAAAAGGAACAACAAAUGUAGAAAUUAAAACUAGACCCAAGGCACCAAUUGUAAACAAACCAAAAGUUGCAAUAAAAGUUGGGAUUAAAGUGACACCAAGACGGAAAACACCAAGAACAAAUGUAAACUCUUAUGUAAAAUACAGAAAUAAAGCUGAAAAUAGAUAUGCCGAUGAGCCUAAACUUAGAAUAACAACAGCUGCAACAAGAACAACAAUGAUAACAACAACACAGAAAAAGUCAAAUACGAAUAUUAACUCUUACGCACAAUACAGAAACAAGGAAAGAUAUAGAUAUGCCAAUAAGCCCAAUAACAAAAUAACAACAGCACCAAAAAUAACAACAAGGGCAACAACAACACCAAGAAUGACAACACAAAUGAAAACAACACCAAGGACGCUGGUAACACCAAAAACAAUUGCUAAUGACAGAGUUCACAGUGGAGACAAUGAUGAUAUAGAGUUUAUUGAGGAAAAUAUUCAAACCACAGUACCUCAUGAGAAAACAAACAAUGAUAAUAUAAACAAUGCUGAAGACCACAAUGAGGGCCGAAAGCAUAAAGGUGAUGUUGGUUCUACAACAGCAGAAGAUGACUAUGAUGCAGAACCUGGUGAGUCAGAGGAAUAUUCUGGGGCAGGUUUUCUAUGACAAUAGGAUGCUAGAGCAAUGAAACACUUCACACAAGACAUUCUUCUUUUUUGAUUUUCCAAUUUUUAAUUUUUUUUAAUCUAACAUUUCUCUCCUUUUUUCUGAGUUGAGUCUUCUUAAAAAUAUAUAAGAUGACAUCAUUUAUUUGAAAAUCUAAUUCAUUCAUUUUAUAGAUUCAUUUUAUUUUAUUCAUGUUUGUGCUUGUGUACAUUUGACAGUAUGAGAAGUGGCUGGCCAUUUAUGGGUUUGAAGAAAUUCCUUCAGAGAUAUGAUCAUAAAAAAAUCAUGGAAUUUUUAAUCAUUGGUUGUUUUGUCUGCAUAUUUAGAUGCCGCAAUAACUUCCAACAGAUUCACAUAUGUACCGAGUCUCUUUUCUAUAACCUGUUCAUAUAUGUCAAUGUGUUAAAUGUGAAAAUGUAAUCUUUUCUUAUAUAAUGCUUAUACAUAGAACAUGAUGUACAAAGUAAAAUACUUUUAUAUGAGUAGACCUAGAUUCAUAAUUUGAUUAACUGUAAUAUAAUCAUAAUUGUACAUUUUGAUUAACUCAAAUGAAAAUGAGGAUGAACAAUGUAUUAUAUAUGUUUUGAUGUGUAAAAAUCAAAAAAAAUUGUCGCUAAGAAGACGGACAGUUGCAUUUCUUAAAAGGGACCAAUGUUUUAGAUGGUUCUUUGUGGUUGAAAAUGCAUGAAUGAUUAAAUGACCCCUUAUUCCUGGCUUAAAAC